AUGUCCGAAAGCUGUGAAACAGACUUGUCACAAACGUGCAAAGCAAAAGCUUGCGCAAUUCAAGAUUGCCUUCUAGCUAAUGGCUACAACGAAUCUAAAUGCACAAAGUACAUCGACGAUCUAUAUAAAUGUUGCAAGGAAUUCUACGAAGAACAUGGUCGUGACGCCAAGAGCGUUUGCUGUCCGAAAUUCAACUUAUUACAAUUGAAAUUGGAACAACGGUCAUUGGGCAAAAUCGAUGCCGAUAUGAUCAAACAGGGAAGAGCAUAG
Messenger RNA from Lodderomyces orthopsilosis Co 90-125, 270 nucleotides. RefSeq lists its product as uncharacterized. Gene Ontology annotation, cellular component: mitochondrial intermembrane space. The transcript has a single exon. The record is from RefSeq and is a predicted model, not a curated record. The coding region runs from base 1 to 270 and encodes 89 amino acids. NCBI's taxonomy places the organism in Eukaryota, Fungi, Ascomycota, Pichiomycetes, Serinales, Debaryomycetaceae.